GGCCAUUUCGCAACACUCCAUUUGCACACGUACGCCCAUUUAUCAACACUCCAUGUGAAACGGGGUAUAUAUAAGCCGGACAUUUUCUUGGCCUGUUUCAUAUCCAAGUCUUGACACGCUGACUUCAUCGUGAAAAUCAUGAAUAGAUACUUGUGUGUGUGUUUGUUUGCCGCGCUGAGCAUUUUGGCUCUUGUAAAAGGUCAAGCGUCCAACUGUGUCACAGGAAGUAAAUGCGACGCGUGUGAGGCUGGUCGCUUCUGGACGGUACGGAUUGGGAGCAGACAGGUGAAGGUGUGCUCGCCAAAGUGUCUCAAAAGCUGCCGCGCCGGGAACCAACCCGACGGACGCCCAUUCUGCACGUGCUAUGAUCCUGCAGAUAUAACAGGCGACUGCUGGAAAGGGGACCAAUGUAACACCUGCCUGGCCAGCCCCAACAAAGGCUACGUCGGAAACAUCAAUGGGAUAUCGGUCUGCUGUGCAAACUGCGAGCGCUCGGGACUGGCCCUUAGUUCUCGAAGCUGCAGCUGCCUCCAUAACGGCCCUUAGAAGCCACUUCUAAUUGCAACAUCGCAUAUGUGACUGGUCUCGCUUUGACAACCCCCGAAGAGUCACGACAUUAAUAUUAUUAUUAUUAUUGUUAUUAUUAAUGUUGAUCCUCGGUAAAAACCGUUACAAGAAAUAAGUUUAAGCACGACUUCUGAAAUCCAAAAAAAUUGAAAACCCAAAAACAUUCAUUCCGCUGUAAAUCCAUUUUAGUGGAUUGCAUAAUUAUUGUAUAUUCUUCGCUCCUAAUAAACGUGUAAACAAUUA
Molecule: messenger RNA, 810 nt
Organism: Dreissena polymorpha
Lineage: Eukaryota; Metazoa; Mollusca; Bivalvia; Myida; Dreissenidae
Exons: 4
Coding region: 139-546 (135 amino acids)
Source: RefSeq, a predicted model, not a curated record